UGGGUGUUAAAGAAGGCGUACAUGUUUCGUGCAUUCUGAUUGGCGCGGUCAUUUCACAGGCCUUGUUUGAUAACACAGAGAGGACCCACAACAUUGAGACAGAAGACGAGGGCGGCCGUCUUCAAUGAGACUCCAGCGGGUUCUACCGAGAACCUUUUGAAGGAUUGAAACUUACAGAAGGGAAAUUUUAAAACACUAAAGGUAGGGUUUUUAGCUAACACAUAACUAAAGAUGUAAGUCGGUUGUCUCUGUAUUGCUACGAAACUGCGAAAUCCUAGCCAAUGCUAGCUAGCUAGUCCGCUAAAGAUAGCAUUUAUGUUGUUUGCUAGCUAGUCGGCGCUAACACAGAAUAUGAAAUAGGCGCUAAAUGGACCUUUUGUAUUAACAUGAUUCGUAAAUCUGCACGUUAAUUAAGGACAUUGAACUACGUGACCGAUUAUGUUUACAGUUCAGUCAUGGGUUGUUGUUUUUUUUUUGUCAGCGUAAGCAGCUGAUUUUCUAGUUGUUAAGAGUUGCAUCAUGCGAUUCAUGGUUUCACUGAUACUGAUUGUCCCCAGAAAACGCAUUGAUUUAACGCUGCUUCUAUUUGUCUCUAUACCUGAAGGUCAACAGACUUUUAUUUUGACAGCGUAAUGAAACGAGUUAUGACAUAUGAGACAUGUUUGCUAAUCACGUGUUUACACACAUUGCAUCUGUAGAGUUUGUAAACACGUGAUUUCAUUUGUUACCAACAACUCCAUGUGAGAACAAACUGCAUAGUUCGCAUCGUAAAACAAUUGUUUGUUUUGUUUUUUAAUGAUCGGCUAGACAUAAGACACCAAUGCCAAAAGCAGUACAUGUUUUAUAAUCGAUGACCAAAAAAUAGUCACACCCUUUUUAGAAAAUAGUUUUCCUUUCUCUCAGUCUGAUUAAUGACUUUUUUUCGGCACUUCUCCUGCUUUAUAUUGCAAAAAUGCAUCCAUUUUUUGUAAAAAAAAAAAAAAAAAAAUCCUAACAAAAUGUAUUUUUAACGGAUAUAUUAUAAUUAAGUAUGUUUUUUUUUCAUAAGCACACUUGCAUACACCAUAGGUAGAAAUAAGUAUUAAAUAUUUCCCCUUUUGUUGUGGUUACACCACUUGACAUUUUCAAGGGAAAUCCAUCCUUCAUUUAUUUUGUAAAAAAGUUUAAAUGAUAUGUGAAAUUAUAUGAAACCAAGAGAGAUACAAAAUAUACAUUUUUUCAAACCUAACGCAAACUUUGAAAACAAUUUAUUAAAACAGUUUUGAAUUACUCAAGAUGCAAACCCUUAUCUGUCACUGACCCUUAUUUUGAGAGAUGUUUUAAAGUGUUUUUUUUUUUUGUUUUGUUUUUUUAUCUUGAACAAACACAUGUUUAGGUUAAUAUGUUGGAUAUUAGCAUCAAGCAAAGAUAAAGUUUGAACUUGGAGGUAAAUGUGUGCCAGCGAUGUCUCAGGAUACGACUUAAGACUGCUUUGAACAGCUUGCUUGAAGGAUAAAUAAGAAGUAAAUAAGAUUCACAUGAGAUUAACUUAAACUGGACCAUCACAAGUAGGUAGAACUCCAUGAAAAAAAGUGUUAUCUAAGAAUCCGUCCUAUGCUGCAAGGGAUAUUUUUUGUCCCCUUGUGAAUCUGCCAUGCCACAUUUGGGAUCUAAAACUUAUUAUUAUUUUUCAUAUGUAUAGAAAAACAAUGGUUAACUUGGUAACAACAACUUUGUAGCAUAGCAACAGUGGGGAGGGGGGGUAAGUGCCACAAAGAGACAGCAGCUGAAAUCCGGCAAAUUUAGGACAGAGGCGAAACUGAGGGGUUUCAAAGGCAUUGUGAGUAAAUAAAAAACACCUAAGCUCUAACUCAUAUAAAACUAUAACCAAAACUAUCAAAAGGACAACAUGAAGCUUGAAAUUGAGCAUAAUAUCCCCUCCUCAAGCUCUACUUACUUAGCUUUUCAAUACUUGACCACAGAUUUAAGUUAGAAAUUAGCAUCAUCUGAAUCUGCUGAACUGUUUUGUUUGUUUUUUAUUUAAGGAAUUUCAAACAUUUUCUAUUCCUUAAUGUAGUUCAGAGUCACUCUUUAUUAUUCAUAAAGAAUUGCAUCAGUAUUAAAUAAGUGAAAAAUAUCUAACAAAUUGGUUUUGUGAACCUGUCUUCAUCAAACAGAGUGUUUUGAUAUACUAAUUCAGCUCCCCAUUUUGUCUUUAGUGUCUGGACUGAAAACUCCACAGCAUCCAUUGCUUCUCUAGUGUUUGUGCUGUCAAAGGGAUGUCAGCAGCCUGUCUCGUGCGCCUGGCAAGGUGCAGUGGUCCUUAUGUUGGUCGCAGUGGUCUUUUCCCUUUCAGCAUUUCUCCACACUUAGUCCAGCAAGACAGCCAUCUCCAGUUCACACUAUUUAAGAGAAAACUUUACAGCCCUUCAGGCAAAUUGAACAGCAACACACGCUUUGAUGCAGACAGCAGUGGCCGCCCCACUACUUGGGAUUCAUUUGGCAUCUGGGACAAUCGCAUCGAUGAACCUAUCCUGCUGCCCCCUAGCAUUCGCUAUGGCACACUGAUUCCAAAGGUCAGUUUAUCAAAAGUAGGCUGUGCUUCACUCAUUGGUCAACGCAAGGAGAACGAAGACCGCUACCAGGUCUCCCAACUGACUGACAACAUCCUCUACUUUGCUGUGUUUGAUGGACAUGGAGGACCAGAAGCAGCUGAUUAUUGUGAAAAAUACAUGGAAAAAAUCAUCAAGUAAGACACGCAUCAUGUCUUUUUCAGAUACUUUAAAAGGAAGUUUAAUGUUUGUUUGUUUAUUUUUUAUAUGGUUUUGGUGUCUGAAAAUAAUCGAUGACUUCACAAAAGGGGAACAGAGCAGAUACACUUAUGUAUAAAGUCUCUUAUCUGUUGUUUCAGGGACCUUGUGGCAGAGGAAUCCAACAUGGAGCUAGUUUUAACAAGAGCUUUCCUUGAAGUAGACAAAGCCUUAGCAAAGCACUUACACUUCAUCCCCAAAGGUAGGUUCUCCCAUGUCACAUGAUCAUGUAUAUACUUUGUAUAUAUAUAUAUUUAUUUAUAUAAACGUGUGUUUAUAUGCUAUAAAACACCCUCACUUUUCUCUUUUAAAAACUCAUUUACUCAUUCUCAGGCUUUGAAGCCUUGGAUUUCCCACUGACAUAACCCGAACACUCUUUGAUAGAGGUCUGUCAUUUAACAAGAGUUACUGAAUAACUGCUGGAAAAUUAACAAGCUACAAGUAGAGCAAACGCUAGUGCCAUUCUGCCUGCAUUUACACAUACAGAGUGGGGACAAAUUAAAGGAAAAAUCUGAAUACAUAUGUGAAGAAAUUAAGCUCAAAUUCAUCUUUGAACCAUAUGAUAUGGUCUUUACUCAGCUAAACACAUUUGUGAGCCUGUGUAUCAGGGCAUGAGACAGCACACCCGAAUAAGGAAAUACCUUUUAACAAAGGUCCAGGAACUUGUGUCGUUCAUACCAGCCGACACUGAACCAACGUUUUUCUAAGACACACAAUGUUUAUAUUCCUUUAGUUUGUCACCCACCUGUUUGUAUUUUAUCAAAAGUUAUGGAUUGUUUUUAGCUUCGCAAAGCAACAAAGAAGAGUUACUUCAGCACCCUCAAACAAAUUGGUACAUUAUAAAUCGUGUGGUUUACAUGUUUCUCCAUCAGUCAUGAUACAGACUUUACAGAUUCGCUCUAUUUUGCUCAGUUUAAUGUCCAAUACCUUUUUGGUCAUUUAAAAGCUAGUAAACAUCUUAUGUGGCCGUGUAUCGACCACGCUGUGUGAAAUGUCCCAAUAUGCCUGUGUGUGUGUGUGCAUGUUAUCUACGGCAGCUGCUGACCCAGCUAAGAGCUGGAGGCCCUUGGCACCAAUGUGGAUGGCGAGAGGCUAAAUUUUGAAGGAGAGUCCAGCGGGUCCUAAAUCCUGGACUACUGGAAGGUUCCCUAUCUUUCUCUGACUCCUCUCACUUCUUUCUCUCUCUUUCUUCCCUUCUCUUCCACGUGUAUGCUAAUCUUUUUGUAAGACAGUGCUUAUGUUUGACAAGUUGCAAGAUGUACAUUGUCUUUGGCAGAUCUAGCACACGAGAUGCAGUAUGUUUACAGUUAUAACAGGAAGGAUUCAAUUUGAGUUAAUCAGCAAUUUGCAAAUAUUUCACUUUUUAAACCAGAUGCCGAGUAAACUGUUCUGGGGAGAUAUCAUCGUCACCCAGCAGGGAGAACGGCUUCGAAGAGAGUGCUUAAAGCAGAUCUAAAUAAACAGUCAACAGAGCUGAACAAACAAAAAAAGGAUUGAUGACUGUAGGUCAUGAAAUUUCAAAAAAGAAAACAUAAACAAGUGCAAACACAAAUGUGUUGCUCAGAUGAAGACCAAAAUUUAAAACCACUAGUUUGAAUAAAAUUGAAUUUUUUUUUUUAUUUUUAUAGAGGAUUUAUGUGUGCAUUAGGGAUAACACAGGAAAAUCAUCAGGAAAAAUGAGUUUUGGCAAUAAAAAAAGAUAAUUUUCAACAUUCAUUUUCUCUCUCUCAGAAAAGCUUCUCUGUGUCAGUAGCCGGUGAAGUACUAAAAGAGGCUCAACAACAUUUACAUCCAAACACCUACUAGAGUUAGGUGGAGUAAUUUCAGAGCAGCUUAGAUACACCAUAUCACCUUACAUAUGCUAUGGCUUAGACCCUGCAUAGAUUGCACAAGUAUGAAUCAGACUGUAAAUUUAACCCUGCUGUAAAAAUGCUCUGGACCUUAAUUCUGUGCUGCAACAGUUCAACCUGCAUGUGUGACUGCCUCCUCUGUUGUUUACUGUGUAAUCUCUAGCUUGCUCUUAAGUCAACUUCAUGACCCCCUCCCCCUUGUGUAUGUAUGUGAGAGUGUGAGACCCCCAUGAGGUUGUUGUGAACACUGUGGACAGUGACAUUGUGUACUGUCCUCUUUUGGUGUCUGGUUCCACCUCUGAUGUUUCCUCUAAUGUCUCUGUAGUAUCCGGGGUGAAUGCAGGAACCACUGCCACUGUGGCUCUGCUGAGGGAUGGGAUUGAACUGGUGGUGGCCAGUGUGGGAGACAGCCGUGCCAUGCUAUGCCGUAAGGGCAAAGCUCUUAAACUCACCAUCGACCACACUCCUGAGAGGAAGGAUGAGAAAGAGAGGUACACCAGUGUUGUCUGUAAAGAGAUAGUUUUGUAUUUGACAAAACAAAUCACUGAGAUAUGGGGAGGGAGGACAACGGUUCCCACAGAUGUCAGAGACAUAAGGAUGACAUUUGAUGGAUUUUGUUUGGGCUGUGUUUGAGCUUUGGAGUACAACUAACCAUGACAUCCCAGGGCUUGACACUCACUUUUUUUUUAACUUAGGAGCACAUGUACUCCUAAGUUUAAAAAAGUAAGGAGCACACAAAGAACUUUAUGGGCACAAUGAAAAUCGAUCAAAUAAUGUGUGUCUUAUUGGUGGAUAUGUCACAUAUGUCACAUGACAUGGAGGCCAUUGAAGUAAAUGUUCAAAAUUUGCCUUUAAAUGUAACACAAAUUUUUUUAGAGGACAAAUUAGGGAAAUAAAGAGGUGUGUCUUAUUGGUGGACAGAAGUACUACCAAGUACUACUAUUACUGGUCAUACGACAUGGAAGCUAUUGAAGGAAAACAGCCUUUUUUGAGAAUAUCAACGAUAAUUUAUUGAUGGUCCCUUAUCCAAGACCUGAUGUUGACAACGACGGUGCCGGGUAGAUUUAACCGCACUGCUCUUGCCAUUCCUGGUCAUGGAGAGUGGGAAGACGCCAGUAGAUCCACAGUGAAUGUCUGUCAGAUAUCCAACCUAAAACUAACUUCAUCGUGGUAUUUACAUGAAAAACAUUUGAUGCUUCGGCUGAUUUUUUUUUUGUGCAGAUGUGCCCCUAAAUACAUUUUACAAUUGGCACACAUCUAUUUUUAGUCGCACAUGCGAGUGAAACGGUCACACUUUCGAGCCCUGCAUCCUGAGUGCCUCUCAAAUAAAGAAACCUGUCAUCAGUUCUUUCUUUUCGAAGCACAGUUGCAUUGUCAGCAGAUGGGGUUGUUUAUGCAGUUAUGAGAGGGAAAUUUGUAUCAUUAUUGCAGAAAUCACCACAAGGAUCCCUGACAUCAAUGAAGCAAUUCUCUGUGUCUUUUCUGCCUCUUCACCUGUCUCAAGGGUAAAGAGAAGUGGGGGUUAUAUCACCUGGAAUAGUCUUGGGCAGCCGAAUGUCAAUGGGAGGUUGGCCAUGACUCGCAGCAUUGGAGACUUUGACCUGAAGAACAUGGGAGUUAUCUCAGAGCCUGAAACCAAGAGAAUAACGGUAAGGAUAUAAAAAUUUAGUUCAAAACUGAAGCAAAUAUUCCACAGUUGUCCACUCUGUGUUUUAAUCAAUACAACAGCUAUGUUAAUCUUACCAUAUGUGUGUCUAUUGAAUUAGUAAUAUGUAGUUUUCUUAUUGAUAAUGUUUUCAAAUAUUGUUUUGUUUUGCUUUGGUUCAGUUGCACCAUGCCCACGAUUCGUUCCUGGCGUUGACCACAGAUGGCGUGAACUUCAUCAUGAACAGCCAGGAGAUCUGCAACAUCAUCAACCAGUGCCCUGACCCCAAGGAGGCAGCUCAGAGAAUCUCUGAUCAGGUAUGAUUUAAUCGCUGGUCAUUAAUAUUGAGUUUCUCAUGGCAAAACCACACGUUCAAGUGGAGAAUGAGAUUCUGAUUCAAAUAUUUGUGGGUUAGGAGGUUGAUUUUGUAAGACAAACACGCUCAACUCUCAGUUUAAAAGAAAAUCCAUUUGAUUCAGGCUAGCAAUUUUCAGACAGUCUGACAGACCAGCCCAAUGGUUAUACAGGCAUUAUUCAUUUUGGGAAGAAAUUCAGAGUGCACCCAUGGACAGGGCUGAAACUCAGAGACAGAGUAGGACUAUUAAGCACUUUAUUAUGCAACUCUUUUCAUUUCACUUCACUUUGGGGUAGUUCGGCACCAUGAAUAAGGAGAAACAUCCAGGAGGAGAUAGAUGCAAUUCAGUCUUAGAGGGUGUCACAUUGUGUCCAAAUGUUGUGUGAGCUCUGUUGACAAGAGCUAGUAAGCAAACCUUCAUACGUUCAUCUGAUAAAUAUGGAUCUCUUCUCUUCCAGGCUCUUCACUAUGGGUCAGAGGACAACAGCACAAUUAUUGUGGUGCCUUUCGGGGCUUGGGGUAAACACGAAAGUUCAGACGCAAAUUUUUCCUUCAGCAGAAGUUUUGUGUCCAGUGGUCGCUGGGCAUAGCCAGCAGGAUGCUGAAUGAAAUGGUUCUGCAGACCAUUGUGUGUGCAAUACAAUCGAACAAGAGUGCUCUAAAAUGUUAUCCAGAUGUUAUUUUUAGUAGCAUAUUUAUUAGUCUCUGUGGGUUGAGGGUAAAUUUAGGAUAUGCACUAAAUGAAAAACAUCCUCUGUAAAGGGUUUUAUCUUCUAGAAUGCCAAUGAUCUUACAUGUGCUAAAGCUGACAAGUAUUUGAAUGGCAGGCAAGCAAACAGUCACUCUGUUAAUAUGUUGUGUUAGCAAAAGUGUUGGACUGUCUGCUGUUCAGAUUUUAAUCUUAAGCUUUUCAGCUCCUCAAAAUUCUCAAGUCGACACUUAAACAUGACUUGGAGAAGUUGUAUUCAAAAGGUAUAUCUGGAUUUUACCAGUUUUGUCAAGCCUGCAGUCUGAGAUUAUGUUUUUGAUCAUUUUCAGUGUAAACAGUUGGAAUGAAAGCAAAGAUUUAAGUGGGAAAACACUACAAUUCAUCAAAUGAGUGGAACAAGUGGAACACUCGGAUGAAACUACAAAAUCCACCUUCAUGUAAAUGGAGCAUCAAGUAAGCAGCUUUAAUAUUAAGUAUAACAAUAAGUGAACAGUUUGUGGCCAUCGCUUCAAGAGUCUUCACUUAUACUCACAGUUCAGUUAGCACCAUGUAGUGUUUAUACCCUAUUGCACAAUCUUGAUACUUGGAGAAGGAUCGAACAAAACCCAGGAUGUUCUGUCUUGUAAAUGAGUGUGAAAGGAGUUAUGUGAGGUUGUGUUAUUGUCUAAGCUUGACAUUCAAAUAGGUAUUCAAGUUUCUGCAAUUUCAUUAUUGCUUUUGCUUGUUUAAUUGUUGAUAUCUGUAUGUAGUUCAAACUGGUCUUGUUGGGGCACCAGAAGGUGUUCAGGGUACAAAAAUGUACAGCUUAUUUUUUUGUAAAUAAUUCUAUUUAUGUACGUCUGUAAAACUGUCUCUGUAACAUAUACAGUGUAACUUGUUUUAAAGGAAUCUUAUCCCGUUAUUUCCCACACAGGAACAAUGCUCAAGUGCUUGUGUUAUGUUUGCUGCACUGUUUUGACUGUAACUGGGUUAUAAUCAGUAAUUCUUGGUUUGAACCUUUUAACCUUGUGUCACUCAGUAAGAGCAAAGAGCACACUUCAUGCGACAUUAAAAAGCUGUUUGGCUUAGAGCCAUGUAUGACAAUGUGAAUGUUUGCUUGAAUGCCCUCCGUAAGUACAUAAUACUGUCAAAGUCAGAAAAGUAAAGAAGCAAUUCAGCUGUAAAGGUUUGUUUUUUUUAUUUAUGUUUUUGCCUAAUGUCAGUGUGAUCAUUUCCAGUUGGUGGGUGUUAAUCAUCAGACGGACAGUACAGUUGUGGUUCUCCAUCGCCACACAAAGUAUUGAUCAGCAUUAUUUGACUAUGUAAGAAUCAGAUUCAUUAACACUAUGUAAAAACAGUGUACAUAGUUUUCUUCAGUUUUACAUGACUAUUAAUGAAACAUUGAACUGUUUUGAGUAAAACGUCCUCCUCACAAGCCUCCUCUACUUCAAACCUGUCGGAGCCUGUUUGAAUUUUAUUCACUAUUUUGUUUCAUUGCCUCUUAAAUGUGUAUUUUAGCCAUGGAUCUGGGGCUUAACUGUUAACGGUUUAAACAGGAACCUAUCUGUACUGUAUUGUUAGUUGGCUUGUGACACCUCAAUAAAGACUUGGGAAAAACAAUGUCUACAUUGACCAGAAGUACAAUGUAGGUCCCAUACAUUAUGUUUCUUGUAAGUGGAAUUUUGUUAAGCAGCUUUAUUCAAACUGAACUGCAUUGAAGUAAAAACGGUUUUGUUUCCUGUGAAACAUGCAGUUAGCCAUCACAUUUUACAUCUGAUUUAAGUUGAUUCUUUGAUUAAUCAAGCCUCACAUAUUCAUGGUCUUGACAUGUUGGCUGUACUGAUAAUCAUGUGCGACUGUCUUCAAGUGUGAGUCAAUAAUAAACAGGUAAACAGUCAGAGAAGAACAUGAAUAGCAGAACAUGAGUAAAAAGCUUAAGUUUCCAAA
This is a messenger RNA of Xyrichtys novacula (pearly razorfish), 9274 nucleotides long. The record is from the annotation of a GenBank genome assembly. NCBI's taxonomy places the organism in Eukaryota, Metazoa, Chordata, Actinopteri, Labriformes, Labridae.